This is a messenger RNA of Entelurus aequoreus (snake pipefish), 4781 nucleotides long. RefSeq names its product transmembrane protein 63C (gene tmem63c). The record is from RefSeq and is a predicted model, not a curated record. Gene Ontology annotation, cellular component: plasma membrane. Gene Ontology annotation, molecular function: calcium-activated cation channel activity. Bases 18 to 3185 code for a protein of 1055 amino acids. NCBI's taxonomy places the organism in Eukaryota, Metazoa, Chordata, Actinopteri, Syngnathiformes, Syngnathidae. The transcript has 23 exons.
AGAGAGUGAGAUCCAAGAUGGCGCCAGUAUGUGCUAAGGCUUGCCGUCUCUCGCUGUCAGUUUUGCUUGUUUUUGUGCUGUUCGCGUCUUUUGUUGUACCUGUCAACUCACUGUUUGUGUAUGACCGCCAAACGCUGUUGGAUCUUUGUCCCUCUCACACGGAUAUGAUCAACUUCGACGUUAGUUUUACGACGUCCCAGUCAGCUUCCUCACCUGGCCGGAUUCCUGCCUUCCUUUUUCGCCCUCUGGCUCCUCUCCCCCGGCGAAAGCGUCAUCGGCGCCGCGGUAAACGUGGCGGCCAGCUGGUGAAAGUUAGGGCACUCCUGGCCCGGCUUUCCGUGACUUCCCGAAGGAGGUAUGGACCGGUACCUGGUUUCUUCCUGCACCCACGUUUGCUGGAUCCCGCCGGGUCCUGGAUUGUUCCUGUCGUCGGCCUGCAGGGGGAAGCUCGCCCGCCGCGCUCCUGCUGUCCCCGCCCCCGGAGGUGCGGAGUGAAUUCCCGCCACCUGCGGGCUCUGUGUCGGGCCCCACCCAGAUCAGCACCGGCCUUGGAUGCGCCGGCCCCCGUUAAGUUCGGUCUUGUUAACGCAAGAUCCUUGACAAACAAAACAUUUAUCCUGAAGGAUUUAUUCGUCUCCCGCGGACUGGACUUCCUCUGUGUGACGGAGACUUGGCUGAGAACUGCGCCCCCUGCGGAAGGGAGGCCAUUAGAGCUGAGCGUACUGGGCCUCUGGGACUCACAUGGGGAUGACAACAGUACGGCUGAGAGAUGCUACCGCUCACACUCCAGCAGCAGUGUACUACAGGGUCUGCCCUUUGGCGGGGUGCCCACUGUCUUGGCCAUCAAUGUGGUCAUGUGGAUGUUCCUUUUGCUCAUCUUCUCCUGUCUGAGGAAGGCAGCUUGGGAUUAUGGCCGUCUGGCUCUGUUGAUGGAGAAUGACAGCCUUACAUCUCUGUUCUAUGGAGAACCAAGUGAGAAAGAGAAGUCUCCUUCGGAGUCCAGCCCUUCGGACUCAGAGACAAAGGACAUGGGUUUUUGCUCAUGGCUGAAAUCUCUUUUCCAUAUGAAAGACGAGGAGAUCCGUAGCAAGUGCGGCAUUGACUCCGUUACAUACCUGUCCUUUCAGCGCCAUAUCAUACUGCUCAUGACCGUGGUGUGCCUGCUGUCACUGGCCGUGAUCCUGCCUAUCAACCUUUCCGGGAAUCUCUUGGGAGACAGUCCUGAGAACUUUGGAAGAACAACACUGGCUAAUGUUAGCGCACAGGACAGCUUCCUGUGGCUGCACGCCAUAUUUGCAUUAGUCUACUUCCUCAUCACAUUCCUAUGUAUGGCUCACCACUCGAUACGGCUGCAGUACCGAGAAGAUGAGAAGGUAGCAAGAACACUGAUGAUCACGUCCAUACCUCGAGAAAUCUCAGACCCAGGAUUGAUUACAAAACACUUUCAUGAGGCCUAUCCCAGCUGCACCGUCACUGAUAUCCGCUUCUGCUUUGAUGUCAACAAACUGAUAAGACUGGACUUAGAGAGGCGCAAGGCUAUGAAAGGCCGGCUGUAUUUUGCCACAAAAUCCCAAAAGGAUGGAAAGAUUAUGAUCAAGACUCACCCUUGUACACAGAUAUUCUGCUGUGACAUGUGUGGAUUUGAAAAGGUGGAUGCAGAACAAUACUACAGUGAGUUAGAGGAGAAGUGGACGGAUGAGUUCAAUGCUGAGAAGAACCGCAUCUCCAUGAAGAGGCUGGGCAUCGCCUUUGUGACCUUCCGCGAUGAGAGGAUGACUGCUGUAAUUGUGAAGGACUACGGUCGAGUGCGCUGUCGCCGCCAACCCCAGCAGUCCAGCAUCACCACUGUUGUCCAGUCUCACCAGUGGGGCAUCAGCUACGCACCUGCUCCCAGUGACAUCAUCUGGGAAAACCUGUCAGUCUGUGGAUCUCGCUGGUGGCUUCGCUGCAUCCUCCUCAACAUCCUCCUCUUUCUGCUGCUCUUCUUUCUUACCACUCCCGCCAUAAUCGUCAACACCAUGGAUAAGUUCAACGUCACCAGGCCUGUGGAAAGUCUGCAGAGUCCUGUCAUCACUCAAUUCUUCCCAACCCUCCUGCUUUGGAUGUUUUCAGUACUGCUGCCAUUUGUUGUCUACUACUCAGCCGUGUUCGAGUCCCACUGGACCAGAUCCGGUGAGAACCAGGUCACAAUGCACAAGUGCUUUUUUCUUCUGGUGUUUAUGGUCCUUAUCCUGCCCUCACUUGGUCUGUCCAGUCUUGACGUGUUCUUCACUUGGCUUUUUGAUGUCAACUUUCUGGAUGAAAAGGAUGUCAAAUUCCAGUGUGUGUUUCUCCCUGACAACGGCGCGUUCUUUGUGAAUUACGUGAUCACGUCCGGGCUGAUUGGCACCGCCAUGGAGCUACUUCGUAUCCCGGCGCUGACGGUGUAUGGCCUUCGCCUUUGCUUUGCCAAGUCCCAGGCUGAGCGCAUUCAUGUCAAGCGGAGCCAGACAUAUGAGUUCCAGUUUGGCCUGGAGUACGCUUGGACCAUGUGUAUCUUUGCUGUCAGCGUGACCUAUAGCAUCACAUGCCCCAUUAUUACACCCUUUGGUUUGCUCUACGUAAUCCUCAAGCACAUGGUGGACCGUUACAACAUCUACUAUGCAUAUGUUCCCACCAAGCUCAAUCAGCGCAUCCACAGAGCCGCCAUCCAUCAGGUCAUCUUGGCUCCCAUCCUCUGUAUCUUCUGGCUGCUCUUCUUCUCCGUUCUCAGAUUAGGUUCAGUACAUCCCAUUACUCUGUUUACUUUGGUGUCCCUGCUUUCCUCUGUUGCCAUUUCGCUUUUCCGCCUGUGCCUUAAGAAGCAACCGGACAAGUCAACAAGCUACCAGAUGUCCACUCAGCCAACAGAGCGAACAUUCACUGAUGCAGACAGGAGUACAGUUACUUCAACCACAGCUUCAAGUAUGUUUGUGGCAUCCGUCCUGCUGGAGCCAGAGCUCGCGCUGACCCCCAUGCCCUCUCCGGCCCACCACAGCUAUGGCGCCAUGGCCAGCUCCCAGAGUUCAAGCCACGGCCCUGUAGAAGAAGAAGAAGAUGAGGCGGGAGAGGAAGACCACAUUCAGACCAAUGAGACUCAGCUCCAAGACCCCACUGACACUAACGACUCCAGCCCACUCAUGGACAGCCCAGCGGGCCACCAGUAGCAUCCAUGUCCCCAGAAAGCUGAUUUCCAUGUAUACGUCACCUGAGGUUGUGCCGCUUUUCUCCAUUGGACUUAAGACUCCUAUUUAGCUGCCUCAGGUCAAGAGUGGAAACCCCACCUAUUCAAAUGGAGAUGGAUGUGACGAGAAUACAAGACCAGGAUCCAUGUCAUCACAUUCAGAAUAUGUUUUACACAAACGCCAGUCACUGUACAUCCAUGGAAAUGAUCAACAAACGAAAUCAUGGACUCCAUCUUCCGCUGUGGCUUUUAUCUUCAAAAUGAAUAAUGGGAAACUAUAAUAAAUAGAGAUGCUCGGAGGUGAAAAGAUCCCACCAGAGUAGGCGGUGUGAGCAGGCUUGCCCCGCCAGACUGACAUAGCUGUCCGGGUGAUAUCUGGUUGGUGGUGGCCAGAGCUCGGUGAGGCUGAGGGGGAGGGCAGCGAGUUGCGAAGCCAUCUGCAGUGAGAGAGCUGACAGACGGAGGGUGAAAUGUAACGCAGAUAUGUACUGUAAGAUGUGGACACUCUCCUUAGGCACAUGCAGCGCCUCUCUACCUGAAGCCUGUCUGACUUAUUUCAUCAUUUAUUUUUGGCAAACGUACAGUAUGUGUGCUGUUGGUGACAUUAUGUUUUGAGUUGCAGUUCUUCACCAUUUGAAUGUGUAUUUGAACUAUAUUUUAUCAUUUGAGCUAAAAAAGCACAUUUUCAACUUGCGUGUACCGUAUUUUUCGGACUAUAAGUCGCAGUUUUUUUCAUAGUUUGGCCUGGGGUGCGACUUAUACUCAGGAGCGACUUAUGUGUGAAAUUAUUAACACAUUACCGUAAAAUAUCAAAUAAUAUUAUUUAGCUCAUUUACGUAAGAGACUAGACGUAUAAGAUUUCAUCGGAUUUAGCGAUUAGGAGUGACAGAUUGUUUGGUAAACGUAUAGCAUGUUCUAUAUGUUAUGGUUAUUUGAAUGACUCUUACCAUAAUAUGUUACGUUAACAUACCAGGCACGUUCUCAGUUGGUUAUUUAUGCGUCAUAUAAUGUACACUUAUUCAGCCUGUUGUUCACUAUUCUUUAUUUAUUUUAAGUUGCUUUUCAAAUGUCUAUUCUUGGUGUUGGGUUUCCAUCCAUCCAUCUUCUUCCGCUUAUCCGAGGUUAAUACAGCAGCCUAAGCAGGGAAACCCAGACUUCCCUCUCCCCAGCCACUUCGUCCAGCUCUUCCCGGCGGAUCACGGGACGUUCCCAGGCUAGCCGGUAGACAUAGUCUUCCCAUCGUGUCCUGGGUCUUCCCCGUGGCCUCCUACCGGUCGGACGUGCCCUAAACACCUCCCUAGGGAGGCAUUCGGGUGGCAUCCUGACCAGAUGCCCGAACCACCUCAUCUGGCUCCUCUCGAUGUGGAGGAGCAGCGGCUUUACUUUGAGCUCCCCCCGGAUGGCAGAGCUUCUCACCCUAUCUCUAAGGGAGAGCCCCGCCACCCGGCGGAGGAAACUCAUUUCGGCCGCUUGUACCCGUGAUCUUGUCCUUUCGGUCAUAACCCAAAGCUCAUGACCAUAGGUGAGGAUGGGAACGUAGAUCGACCGGUAAAUUGAGAGCUUUGCCUUACGGCUCAGC